CUUAUGGAGCCACUCUCAUUGAGCAUUGCCUUAUAGAAGCUGGAUUUCCUGGUUAUGUCAAAAUAGAUCAGCACAUGGAAAGUAAAGAAAAUAUUGAAAAAGUCCUUACUGCUUUAGAGAAAGCAGAAGAAUAUAUGACACUAACUGACAACUUCCACGGAAAGGGUUAUAUUAUCCAGAAAAAGGAGAAGAAGCCAAGUCUGGAACAAGAUAAACCAGCAGAAGAUAUCUACACAUAUGAGGAAUUUCAUCCUUUCUUGUUUUCUCAACAUUCAAAAUGUCCGUACUUGGAAUUUGACUCAUUCAAUAAGGCAGCCGACGAGUUCUACUCCAAGCUGGAGGGACAGAAAAUUGAUCUGAAGGCGUUGCAGCAGGAAAAACAAGCAUUGAAGAAACUUGAAAACGUCCGUAGGGAUCACGAGCACAGACUAGAAGCUCUGCAGCAAGCUCAGGAAGCUGACAAGCUGAAAGGAGAACUCAUCGAAAUGAACUUGGAGAUGGUUGACCGAGCCAUCCAGGUGGUCCGCAGCGCGUUAGCCAACCAGAUCGACUGGACGGAGAUCGGAGCGAUUGUGAAAGAGGCUCAAGCGCAGGGAGACCCCGUCGCAAGCGCGAUCAAAGAAUUAAAGCUUCAGACAAACCAUAUCACGAUGCUGCUGAGGUGA
Leptosomus discolor (cuckoo roller) is the source of this 665-nucleotide messenger RNA. Lineage: Eukaryota; Metazoa; Chordata; Aves; Leptosomiformes; Leptosomidae. The record is from RefSeq and is a predicted model, not a curated record.